AUGGAUUCCGAAAAGCCCAUCAUCCUCCAUCUUGGAGAUCCUAUCGAAUUCAAUAAGGAACUUUAUGCUCAAAUAGCAAAGGAUUUUACGGUUAUUCGCCCCUCUCUUGAAGAGAGACAACGGGUCAAUUUCCUCAAGGCCUUAGCAGAGAAAAAAUGGGGAGACUUCCAGGGUGUCUUUCGUCCAUUCUGGAACACCGGUGGAGAAAUGGGUCGCUGGGAUGCCGAAUUGAUCCCAUUGCUACCAUCGUCACUCAAGAUAUACGGUAGUGCCGGUGCGGGCUAUGACUGGAUGGAUGUCGACAUCCUAGCCGAGCAUGGGAUUAUCUAUUGUAACGGGGCACAGGCAUCGAGCGAGGCUGUGGCUGACAUGGCUAUAUUUCAUAUCAUCUCCGUCUUUCGCAAUAUGCAGUGGUCUAUGGAUGGCGCUCGUUCAGGUGAUCCGGCACUUUGGCUUGAGGCGCAUCAGAAUACCGCGUUCACCGCACACAAUCCGCAAACACAGAUCUUGGGUAUCAUUGGUCUUGGGAACAUUGGCUAUACUAUCGCCCGGAAGGCAUAUGCAUGCUUCGGCAUGAAGAUCUACUAUCAAGACAUCUACCGAAAAUCUAAUGAACAAGAACAAGCAAUCGGCGCUUCCUACUGUGCGACUCUAGACGAGCUUCUUGCGGUGGCAGAUUGUAUUGUCCUGGCUACGCCGUUCAGUGGAUCCAAACUUAUCACCAAGGAGACCUUGGCUAAGUUCAAAAAGGGAAGCAAAUUCGUCAAUAUCGCCCGAGGAACAUUGGUCGAUGAAGCUGCUCUGGUUGAUGCCUUGAAGUCUGGACACUUGUCUGCUGCAGGCUUAGAUGUGCAUGAAAAUGAGCCGAAUGUGAACAAAGACCUUAUAAAGAUGCGGAAUGUCACGCUCACAUCUCACACUGCCGGUGGCGCGGCUGAGACUCAGAUUGGAUUUGAGCGAUUAGCGAUGGAGAAUGUUCAGCGGGUGUUGACUGGUCAGGAGCCGCUCACCCCAGUGAACAAGCAUCUGAUUAAGAAAUGA
Penicillium pulvis is the source of this 1041-nucleotide messenger RNA. Its product is annotated as D-mandelate dehydrogenase-like dehydrogenase. Gene Ontology annotation, molecular function: NAD binding; hydroxypyruvate reductase [NAD(P)H] activity; glyoxylate reductase (NADPH) activity. The record is from RefSeq and is a predicted model, not a curated record. The coding region runs from base 1 to 1041 and encodes 346 amino acids. NCBI's taxonomy places the organism in Eukaryota, Fungi, Ascomycota, Eurotiomycetes, Eurotiales, Aspergillaceae. The transcript has 5 exons. Gene Ontology annotation, cellular component: cytosol.